AUGGCUCGUUCCCUCUCUAACGUUAAGAUCGUCUCUGCUUUCGUCUCUCAAGAACUCUCCAAUGCAAUCUUCCGACGCGGUUUUGCUGCGACGGUGGCUCAAGGGAGCGUUUCGAGCGGUGGAAAAAGUGGAGGAGCUGUUGUUUCGGCUGUGAUGAAGAAAAAGGGAGUGGAAGAAUCGAACAAGAAGAUUUCUUGGAUUCCUGAUCCCAAAACCGGUUAUUACAGACCGGAAACCGGUUCUAACGAGAUUGACCCGGCUGAGCUACGAGCAGCUCUUUUGAACAACAAGCAGUGA
Messenger RNA from Arabis nemorensis, 297 nucleotides. The record is from the annotation of a GenBank genome assembly. NCBI's taxonomy places the organism in Eukaryota, Viridiplantae, Streptophyta, Magnoliopsida, Brassicales, Brassicaceae.